AUGGAUAGACCUAUCAACAAGUAUAUAAACUAUAGGGCAUCACACGAUACACUUUCACAAUUGCCUACCGUGCCACAAGUUAUUAAACCAAAAGGACCCUAUAAUAAACACUAUGAUAUUCCAAUUAUCAUUUUCGCUUCAAGAAUGAACGAAAGGCAUUGCUCAAUUUUAUUCUCAGAUUUAACCAAAAUUAGUUCCAAAUCAACUGUGAGGUAUCAUUGCUCUCCUUGGAAUUCAAAGUUACCUGAUUGCAUACUUGAUGACUCACCUAUAUUUCCUGAUGAAUUAUUUUCUUGCCAUAUACAUUCAAAUAAUAUUGUUGGGGAGGAGACUUCUCUGGAACACCUUCAUAACUUAAUUGAAAAUUAUACUAAAGAUCAUAAUAUCGUUUUGGCAAGAUUACAAUUUGAUGUAAGAGCAAGAAGUAAUAAAUAUUUAGAGGGAAUGGGGGUCUCUUGCAAAAUAGUUUUAGCGUCCAACAAAAUUAGGACUCUUAGAAUAGACCAUCUUGCUUCAAAUGUUGAGGACCUCAUGUUUGGGAUUGAAAAUCAAUUUCUUAAAUUGUUGGAAAGAAUGAAUGAACGAGUAUCAGAACCAUUUAAAAACAGAUUAAUUACUUCAUUGGAAUUGGGAAAUUUUAUAGAAAGAAGAUGUGUUUCUGAUAGGGUUAUCCAAGACACCCAAAGUCUGCUUUACAAAGAUAGUCAAAGUUUUGAUGUAUCACGAAAUGAAACUCAAUUUAGUGAAAACAUUAUUCAAUCUCGGAAUGGACAAGCAUCCAGUGGUCUUGACAACAAUAGAUUCAGAUCCAGAAGAAACGUUUCUUUAACACAUACCCCACCGCGGGAAGAUGAAGAAACAAGUGAUUUUGAUGACUUUGUUACUUGUUCUUCACAAUCCAAACCACAAACAGAUGAAAGUGGCUUACUGAGUCUUUUAACACCAGCAUCAACAACAAUAUCUCAAGAUAUAAGAAGUGAUUCAACUACAUCAAAACCGACUACUCCAACAAAAUUGAGAAAAAUAACAGUUUCGGAAAAUCGAAUUACACGUCCGUUACAACCACCACCACCAAAGUAUCACAAUAAAUUAACAUUCAAUAGCGUAAUUGAUUUCAAACAAUAUUGCAAGAAUCAUGAAGUAAUUGAGUCACAAAAUUUCGAAUUGAAAAAUAAUAUCAGCUUAGCUAUAUAUCCUUUGGAGCCGAUUGUUACUGAAGCAAUAGGAAGACCCAUUAGAUUACUGCCUUUCCAAGUACGUUUAAGAGACUCAGAAGGUGGUAAGUUAAUCCUAGAAUUUGACGAAGUAUCUAAUCAAUGUACUUUUUUAAAUUUGAAGGCUCAAGAAUUUAUGAUAGAAUAUGAUACUUUCGGUAGAGUUGAACAUGGAUUUAAAGGUAUAGAAAUCAAAAAUCACUCAAGUAUAGUGAUUAGUCGUAAGUUUAGGAUACUCAAUGGUAUUAAAGUCCCUUAUUUUACCAUUGUCGAUAUAUAG
This is a messenger RNA of Lodderomyces pseudojiufengensis, 1494 nucleotides long. RefSeq lists its product as uncharacterized. The transcript has a single exon. The coding region runs from base 1 to 1494 and encodes 497 amino acids. The record is from RefSeq and is a predicted model, not a curated record. NCBI's taxonomy places the organism in Eukaryota, Fungi, Ascomycota, Pichiomycetes, Serinales, Debaryomycetaceae.